Molecule: messenger RNA, 1341 nt
Organism: Priceomyces carsonii
Lineage: Eukaryota; Fungi; Ascomycota; Pichiomycetes; Serinales; Debaryomycetaceae
Exons: 2
Coding region: 1-1341 (446 amino acids)
Source: RefSeq, a predicted model, not a curated record
AUGAAUUCUUUAGAAAGGUUGGCCAAAAUAGAGGCCAGAAAGCGUGGUUCUGGCAGAAGAAAUGUAAAGACGUCAGAUUUUAGUAUAUCUUCUACGAGUGAAAAUAGAAAAAGAAGAAGUUUACUUAAUAGCCUCGAGUCCCAGUUAAUCAAAAAGGAAGAUACACAGCUUUUGGUUAGGUCUGAUAGGCGUAAGUCUUCACAAAUUAGAACAUCACUUAAUGAAGCUGAUUUAUAUACAACAAGCAGGUACCAGUCACUACAAGGAGAAGCUCUGAAGGCGUACACUGAUUUAAAUUCAAAGGACAAUGGCAAUGCUUCUCAUUUUAGUGAAGAUUUGACUGGUAAUGAUUAUGAAUAUAAUGAAUUUGAUGAUAAUAUGGAAUAUGAAGAGUUUGACUCAAAUGUUUCGCGUAAGACUUCCAAAAGCUCACAAGCAAAGACCCCUCUUGGCAAUUCUAAAGGUCUGACGUCCAAGCGACUAAAAAGUGCAUCAGCCAUUUCUGAAAAAAAGACCCGUAAUCGGUCACGAAGAAAGUCAAAAAGUACCAAGGAUCUCUCUGAACACUAUGCCAAUCCUGGUAAUCAUGAAGAUAAAAUUUACAAGAUAAGAAAGAAUGCGAGGCCCCCACAGACAAUAUUUCACCAUGAGAAAGCUCUAGGAGAUUCCACUGAUAGUAGUAACAAUUCAUCGCGAAAAUACCCCACAGAAAAGGCUAUCGAUUGUCUACUGUUAUUGAAGACGAAGUCUUCUGAAAGACAAAAACCUAUGACGAUAGAUAUAGAGAGAAUUAUCAUAGAUUCAAAGAAAGAUAGGAGAUUCAAAAUCAAUACAUAUGAUGUUCUAAAGCAUUUGGUUAAAAACUAUCAGCCAUUAAAGCUUCAGUCCCUGGCAGUCAAUGAAAAUACAAUACAAGAAGAGUUUAAAACUCACGUUUUGAGUCAUAUUGAGCAUUUAGCUGAUAUGCAUUUUAGCAUUAAAGAUAUAUCUGAGAAAAUAUCUGAGAUACAGAGAAUGAAGCUUGAAUAUAGAACAAAUAUUUAUAAGAUCAGAGAAGAUCAUAACAAUGUGGGAACUAAUCUCAGUCGAUUGCGCAAGGAAUAUUCGCUUGAGGUCGAUAACUACAAUAAGAAUAAUUCGUUGUGUGAUAAAUUUGAAAGUGUUAAUCGAAGCGUAAAUCAUAGCAAUAGUAAUGACAUGUGUAACGACAUUCAUAGCUCUGUUAAUGAAAAAUUGAGACUGUUUUCAAAACUUGCUCACUCACUGCAUGGGAUUUGCCAAAAGCUCAGUUUUAUAAAUGACGAAUUAAUCAAUUUUGAAGGUAACUACAACAAGAUUUAG